UCUCUCUCUCUCCCCCUCUUUCUUUGUCCGUCUCAGUUCUCUGUCUCACUCAUGGCACUCUCCCAUUCCUGGUUCGUCAUCAAAGCCAUUAAUGGGGGAGCCAAAAUCUCCAUCACAAGAUCAGCUUCAUCAAACGGCAUCCUCCUCAUCCAGAGUCCCACCACUGCCUCCGCCGCUACCCAGCCAACCCUCCUCCCUCCUCCAACCAUCCCAAAAUAGAAAAAGUAGAAGCAAAGUCCUCCGAGUGUUUCGCUCCGUUUUCCGGUCCUUCCCCAUCAUCACCCCCGCCUGCAGGAUGCCGUCACUCCCCAUGGGGAGGAUGGACUCCAGCAAGACCGCCUCCUCUGGAACCCGAGUCAGCGGCACGCUGUUCGGGUACCGGAAAGGACGCGUGUCCCUGUCCAUUCAAGAAACCCCUAGGUGUCUCCCAAGCCUUGUAGUUGAGCUGGCCAUGCAGACGAACGUGCUUCAGAAGGAGAUGGGGUCUGGGAUGGUGAGGAUUGCGUUGGAAUGCGAGAAGAGAGCGGAUAAGGACAAGACGAGUCUUCUGGACGAGCCGAUGUGGACCAUGUAUUGCAACGGGAAGAAGAGUGGCUAUGCGGUGAAGAGGGAGGCUGCGGAGGAAGACUUGAGUGUCAUGGAGCUUCUCAAGGCUGUGACUAUGGGCGCAGCUGUCUUACCCGGGAAGUCUGAGGUUGAGGGCCCGGAUGGCGAGAUGGUGUACAUGCGGGCCCUCUUCGAACGCAUUGUGGGCUCGAAGGACUCAGAGACCUUGUACAUGUUGAGCCCAGAAGGAAAUAAUGGGCCUGAGCUCAGUAUUUUCUUUGUAAGGAUAUGAUAAUAUAUGUGACAUUGUAACUUAUACUAGGGGAAGGGAAAGAAGUAGACUUAUUGUGAUUUAUGUAUGAAUUAGGGUAGAAACAAGAAUUGUUACCCAAGAUAAGACGUUGGCUUAAUGAAAUGACGGUGAAGGGUGUCUUCGAUUCAUUUGAUUCAUCAACAAAGAUGCAUCUUUCGAUUCAUUA
Prunus mume (Japanese apricot) is the source of this 1025-nucleotide messenger RNA. RefSeq names its product MIZU-KUSSEI-like protein (Protein of unknown function, DUF617). Gene Ontology annotation, biological process: hydrotropism. The record is from RefSeq and is a predicted model, not a curated record. NCBI's taxonomy places the organism in Eukaryota, Viridiplantae, Streptophyta, Magnoliopsida, Rosales, Rosaceae.